Microdochium trichocladiopsis is the source of this 2472-nucleotide messenger RNA. RefSeq lists its product as uncharacterized. The coding region runs from base 1 to 2472 and encodes 823 amino acids. The transcript has 5 exons. The record is from RefSeq and is a predicted model, not a curated record. Lineage: Eukaryota; Fungi; Ascomycota; Sordariomycetes; Xylariales; Microdochiaceae. Gene Ontology annotation, molecular function: ATP hydrolysis activity. Gene Ontology annotation, biological process: nucleoside metabolic process.
AUGGCUGAUUCGUUCAAGCAUCAAGAUUACACCGUAGGGUGGGUUUGCGCCCUACCCAUCGAGCAGACGGCCGCCUGGGCAAUGUUGGAUGAGAAGCAUCCCCGCCUCGCGAGCCCAAAGGGCGACGACAAUGCCUACAUGCUCGGCUCAAUCGGCGGGCACAAUAUUGUGAUAGCAUGCUUGCCCAAAGGUCGCAUAGGCGUGACCUCGGCAUCCACUGUCGUCACACAGAUGGUGUCGACCUUCACGGCCAUCCGUUUCGCCCUCAUGGUCGGGAUCGGCGGGGGGAUUCCGUCCAAGGUCUCACUUGGCGAUGUCGUCGUCAGCACUCCUACCCCAGAAUUCCCAGGUGUUGUGCAGUGGGACCUGGGCAAGACAGGGACUCGCGGAUUUCGAAGGACUGGCGCGCUCAGUCCUCCGCCUGCAUCUCUGUUGUCAGCAAUCUCGAGGCUUGAGUCGGCACAUGAGAUCGAAGGCUCCAGGAUUGAGGAGUUUCUGGAGGAGCUAAAGCAGAAACAUCCAAGGCUCACAUCAAAGUAUUGCAAGUCAGCGAUGCUGCAAGACUGGGUGUUCCCAGCGGACUAUCCCCACGUGGAGAAUGCCCCGACUUGCCAAGACUGUGAUCUCAGUCUAGCAGAAAUGAGAACCUCUGAUGAGCCGCGAAUCCAUUACGGACUGAUUGCGUCCGGCAACCAAGUUGUCAAGAGUGCUCAGCUCAGAGAUGAGCUGUGCGUAUCUCUAGGCGGAGGAGUCCUGUGUAUCGAGAUGGAGGCGGCAGGGCUGAUGAACAAGAUCCCAACACUGGCUGUCCGCGGUAUCUGUGACUACGCAGAUUCGCACAAGAACAAGGACUGGCAACCAUAUGCCGCAGCUGUGGCUGCCGCUUUUUCCAAGGAGCUCCUGCUCGAUAUUCAGCCUGCUGAAGUCAGCAACGAGCAAACAGUCAAAGACUUGGUAGAGGCUAUGACGACCGGCGUCUCAGAGACACGCGAGCAGGUACGGAGGAUUGAGCGUCAGAUAGAAUCACAACAUGAUCGCGAGAUACUGGACUGGCUUUCGCCCACAGGAUAUGGGUCGCAACAGACUGAACUCCUCAGGAGACGCCAGCCUGGCACGGGGCAAUGGUUCCUCAACCACGAAAAUUAUGGGCACUGGCUAAAUGAGCCAGGUGCUACGCUCUUUUGUCCCGGAAUCCCCGGAGCAGGCAAGACUAUGCUUGCCGCCCUCAUCAUCGAUGACAUGAGCCGCAGGUAUGAGACAUUGCCCGAUGUGGCUGUUGCAUAUGUAUAUUGCGACUACCAGCGCGCUUCUGAACAGACGACCGAGAAUGUCCUCAGUAGCUUGUUGCGGCAGCUCGUAUCACCCCUCCCACACACCAUCAACGCAACGAGGGAUCUUUAUGGCCGGCAUGCCAAUCAGCAAACCAGACCCAGUCUGGAGGAAAUACUGCGGGUUUUACACGAUGCCGUGAAAUACUACAGCAGGUGCUUCAUUAUUAUGGACGCUUUGGACGAGCUUGAGCCAAUGUGUCGUCGAUCUGUCCUCUCAGAAAUCUUUGAGUUCCAAGCCCGAUCUGGAGCAAACAUCUUGGCAACAGCGAGACAUAUCACAGACAUCAAAGAAUCAUUUAAAGGUGCUGCCGUGAUAGAGAUCAGCGCAGCCCACGGCGACGUCUUGGCAUUCCUGUCUGCUCAGCGGAGUACAUUGCCAUGUGCUGCUGAUGAAGUGAUCUGCGCCGAAAUCACGGCCGCGAUAACAAAGAGUAUCGGCGGCAUGUUCCUGCUCGCUCGACUUUAUCUCGACUCUCUCAAGAACAAAGACACCCGGAAGCAGAUACGCGCAGCGCUGGCCAGGUUUACCGCCGCCUCAAGUCCCCACGGCACUGCCUCCAGCACAGUGUACGACACUGCCUAUGAGGAUGCUAUGGAGCGAAUCGAGAUGCAGCCUCGUAAGGACAGAGCGAAGCAAAUCAUCAUGUGGAUUACUUGCGCCAGACGACCGCUCACGAUUAAAGAGCUACAAUAUGCAUUGGCGGUCGAAGCUGAAUCUGGUUCCGAGGCGCUGGACGAGGACAACAUUCCCACUCUGGACAUGUCGAUCUGUGCCGGGCUAGUCACAGUUGAAGGCAGGACAGGAAUUGUCCGGUUCAUUCAUUUCACAACACAGGAGUAUUUUAGACGGGCCGCGCCCAAGUGGUUCCCGAAUGCCGAGCAGCUGAUUGUUUCAACCUGCCUCGCAUACCUGUCUUACAAACUCCCCGAGGAGUUUUUCGAAGCAAACCUCGACCUAAUAAGCCGUCACGACUUGGUGCCUUAUCCUUUCUAUCCUUACUCAGUCAACUACUGGGUCGACCACGCUCGUCUUGCGCAACAUCAUUCGUCCGUCCUGCAGUUCCUCAAAGACCACCAACGACGUGGUCCAGAAAAUGGCGCGGCGCCUGUUGGCCUCAAGGAGGUUUCCUUCCACACCUAG